UAAUUUUGAAAUUCCUAUUACUCCAUAGACAACCAAUCACCAUUUCCACUUUACCCAGUACUCAUUCAAGCACAAAUUAAGUCUACUGCAAGACAAAUUUCUUUAGAAAACAAAAAAUGGCUGAGGGUGCAGUUUUCUUUCUACUAGACAAGCUUGCAACCUUACUCCAGGAAGAGGUCAAACUGUUUAGUGAAGUUCGCAAAGAAGUUGUUUACAUCAGAGCUGAAUUCGAGAGCAUGACCGCUUUCCUUAGAGUUGCCGAUUCAAUGGAAGAGAGUGACCCAGAAAUUAAAAUAUGGGUUAAGCAAGUGAGAGAAGUUGCUCAUGACACCGAAGACUUUCUUGAUGUUUUCAUGCUCCGUCUGAUGCCUCGUCGUCACGACGAGAACAGAUACCUUGUUUUUUUUCGGAAGACUUUUCGUUCUCUCAAGAGCGUAAAAGUCCGGCUUCAAAUUGCUUCUGAGAUACAAAGCAUCAAAUCCAGAGUCAGGGACGUUGCUGACAGACAUCACAGAUACUGUCGCAAGUUUGAUAUCUCAAAAGGCGGCUCAAGCUCCACCACUCAUGUGGUAAACAACAACAAGUGGUAUGAUUCGCGAGGUGAUGCACUCCUUGUACCAGAAGCUGAGCUCGUAGGCAUCGACAAGCGCAAGCAGGAGCUGAUUCGUUUGCUGGUCGAUCAGGCGGACGAUUCAGGAGUACUAAAAGUGGUUUCUGUGGUGGGAAUGGGAGGCUUGGGUAAAACCACCCUUGUUAAGAAAGUCUAUGAUGAUGCAGCAGUGAAGAAACAGUUCGAGAGCCAUGCCUGGCUCGCUGUUUCUGAAUCUCCUAAGAUGGUGGAACUCCUAAGAGCCAUGAUUCAACAGCUCUUUGGUGAGAUAAAGCGAUCCGUCCCCCAAGGAUUGCGAAAGAUGGAUAUUAACAGGCUCAAACUGGUUAUUAAUGAAUUUUUGCAGCAGAGGAGGUACUUGGUUGUCUUUGAUGACAUUUGGAGUAUUCAUGAUUGGGAAGCUGUCAAAUAUGCUUUCCCCAACAACAAUUCCGGAAGUCGAAUCGUGCUCACAACACGUUUCGGGGAUAUAGCUUCCACCUCUUGCAAAGCAACUGGUGGUAACGUUUAUCAUUUGCAUCAAUUUUCUCCGGAAGAAUCUUGGAUUCUCUUUUGCAGAAAAGCAUUUCCGGGCGACACCAACUGCCCUCCGCAUUUGGAGGAGAUUUCUGAAAGUAUCUUAAAAAGAUGCGGAGGGUUACCACUUGCGAUCGUGGCUAUUGGUGGUGUUUUGGCAACGAAGAGCCAUUGUAGAAUUGAUGAUUGGGAUAUGCUGAAUCGCAGCCUUGGAGGGGAAUUACAAGGUAACAAUAAGCUUCAGAGCAUGAAAAAUAUACUCUCUCUGAGUUAUAACGAUUUGCCUUGGUAUCUCAAAAUUUGUUUCUUGUAUUUGAGCAUUUUCCCGGAAGAUCACGACAUUGAGUGUAUGAGAUUGAUUCGACUGUGGACAGCAGAAGGAUUUGUGCAAAUCAGGGAAGCUGGAAAGACAAUUGAAGAAGUUGCAGAGGGAUAUCUCUAUGAGCUUCUCAACAGAAGUUUGAUCCAAGUGGCAGAGACAAGUGUUGAUGGAAGGGCCAGAACGUGUCGUAUCCAUGACCUUCUGCGUGAAAUUGCUACUUCCAAGUCAAGAGAUCAAAAUAUUGUAGCAAUACUCGCCAGUGAAGCUGGAAACACACCAUUGCCGGAUAAAGUUCGACGCUUGUCAAUCCAUAACACUACUAAUACGUUGGUAAAUUCUAUGCAACAAAUCGAGCAAUUCUCCCAACUUCGUUCGAUGCUCAUGUUUGGGGUGGUUGAUCCUUUGUCAUCGACACCUACAUUGCUUAGUGGUAAUUUGAAGUUGCUAAAAGUUUUAGACUUGAGAGAUGCUUCUUUGGAGACGGUUCCAGAUGAAGUUUUGAAAUUGUUUCAUCUUAAGUAUCUAAGCUUGAGAGGGACAAAGGUGAAAAUGCUUCCCAAGUCCAUCAGAAACCUUGUAAAUCUUGGAACUUUGGAUCUUAAGAACACCUUUGUUACUGUGCUUCCAAUUGAGAUUCUGAAGCUCCAACGACUUCGCCAUCUCCUGGUGUAUAGGUACGGGACUUUGAUGGAACGAUACCAACAAUUUCACAGUGGAAAUGGUUUUGAAGCAUUAAAGGGAAUUGGUGGUUUGUCGUCCCUGCAGAAGCUUUUUUAUGUCGAGGCAAGUCAUGGUGAUGGUGGCAGUGCUAUAGUUAGCGAGCUAGGGAAGCUGACCCAACUGAAGAGAUUAGGGAUUCUAAAGUUGAGGAGGGAAGAUGGAAAGGGUCUGUGCUCCUCCAUUGAAAAGUUGAGCAACCUUCGUUCACUGGAAGUGACCUCGAUAGAAGAGGACGAGAUCCUUGAUAUUCAAUCCUUGUCUUCAACUCCUCGGUUUCUUCGAGGGCUAUAUUUGCGGGGACGUUUAGAUAAAUUACCAAAUUGGAUACUCUCUCUUCAUAACCUGGUGAAAGUAAGAUUAGAAUGGAGCAAGUUAAGGGAUGAUCCAAUGCAAUCCCUUAAAGAUUUGCCCAACCUGAUGGAGAUUUUCCUUAAAGACGCUUAUGAAAGAGAGGAAUUGUGUAUCAAGGCUGGAGGGUUUCAGAGGCUUAAGACUUUAUACCUUAUCAAAUUAAAAGGAUUGAGAUGGGUGAGAGUGGAGGAAGGUGCUAUGCCUCUUCUUGAAACACUAGGUAUAAAGGAUUGUGAAUUAGUUGAGGAGGUGCCAUCAGGUAUUGAACAUCUAACCAAACUUCAAUCGCUUCAGUUGCUUGAUGUGCAUCAUGAAUUACUUGAGAAGGUGGAUCGAAACAAAAGAGGUGCGGAUUACUGGAAAAUAGCUCAUAUUCCCCAAGUUAAUAUUUUUUACUUUCAAAAUGGUUGUUUAAUGGUGCGAAAUCUGUAGAGAAAAAUUUAUAUAAGAGAGAGAGAGAGAGACAUAAGUUAGGUUGGGCUCAUCCUCACUCGUUACUUUCUGUGUUACUUGUUCCUGUUUCGUCAAUAAAAGCACUUGUAUUACUUGUUCCUGUA
Cornus florida is the source of this 3076-nucleotide messenger RNA. Its product is annotated as disease resistance protein RPM1-like. NCBI's taxonomy places the organism in Eukaryota, Viridiplantae, Streptophyta, Magnoliopsida, Cornales, Cornaceae. Gene Ontology annotation, molecular function: ADP binding. The transcript has a single exon. Gene Ontology annotation, biological process: defense response to other organism. Bases 117 to 2951 code for a protein of 944 amino acids. The record is from RefSeq and is a predicted model, not a curated record.